GAACAUCUAAAUAGUACAAAUAUAUAAUAAUUUGUAUAAUCACUCUAGAUUUGAAAAAACAAUUUUUAACUUUUAUUGUAAAGAAGUAACGAAUUAUGUUUGGUUGAAACUAUCUUCCUUGCACACUAACUUCCGUUGUGUUUUCCCACUUUUUCCUCUCCUACCUUUGAUUACGUCGGUUUCAAAAGUGAUAAACGCAAUCUUUAUCCUAGAGGAGGUAAAAUGAUUGACUUUCCUUGCAAUUUUAUAAUUUCUAAUCUAAAAAACAAGUUUUAAGAUGCAGGAUCUAUUCAAAAAGUUAUGCAUGUAGAAAAUCAAGCAGAUUUUGCGUAUUUGAAAGGUUCCUUCAACGCCAUAUUGGCUUCUAUCCAUCUUAUGAUUGGUUCGCACAGAUGAGCAUUGAAUUAAAGUUCGCAGGAAAUUAGAGAUAUGAAGAUAGAGUACGAGUGAAUAUGUUUUCAUGUAAAUGGAUGGGAUAUACACAGAAAUCUAUAAGAAUAUGGGAAUAAAAAGAGAACGCUGCAUAGAGACCUCUUUUGCCCUUCUUUAAUCAGGCAUGCAUGCUGAAACCACUCGUUGAUCGGUAUUACACUUGCAUAUUUAUUGUACGAAUGUGCACGAUUAAACAAAAACACAAGGAGUCUGUAGCAGCUUUCUCUUCCUAUUCCUAUAUCACUUUUUUAGUUCAUUCACACACUCUAUCUUUAUAUCUUCAUGGUCAUAGCCGAUCGGCGAGUAAACUAUCACCCACAUCUAAUUAAUAAGUAAUAAUUUGAAUUACGAUUUAAAAUCCCGCCGCAAAAUGGCUGUUAUCCACGUGCGUUUAUUUACAGCCAGCAACUCCAUUCGCUAGAAAAAUUGUGGCUAGAAGUCAAUAUGGCGUUCAAGUAACCUGUCAAAUACACUCAAAAUACUUGACUUCAUAUACUUACAACUCUCAAAUCAAUGGAUUCCGUACCUUGAAACUUGUUUUUGUAGAUCAAAACACGUAAAAAACUAUGUCAUAUUUAUCUUCUAUAAACAUAUUUCAAUCAUUGUAAAGCAUUUCCAUAUCAGCAUUGAUACCACGUUUCUCUUAAAUAAGGACAUUAAAAGAGUAUAUGUUCUGAAAAUAAGAGGAAAAGGUCCAUUACAGAUUUCCAGUAUACAAUUUAAUAAACCGGUUUAGUGAUCUGUAUAAACUAACCUUACAUAAUAGUAUUAAAGUAUAACUACUAGAUUAAGAAUCAAAGUCUUAUAAUGUUGUAUGUGGAAGGUUCUUAAUUUUUUUUUAAUCAAAAUUUAAUAAAUGACCACUGUAUAUAAUAAAAUGAAGUGAUUAGGUGUUUUUAAUUGAUCAAUAAGUUUAGUAAAAUUUUAUAACAUGAAUUUAUAGCAUUAAAUAAUGUAAAAUGUCAGUUGCUAUGCUUUUUCAAUACAGUUUGUUCUCAUGAACAUUCAAUGGUAUAAUGCAACAAAAGAAGUAGAAAUUUGAAAUACGGGCCAUAGAAAUGGCAACGUUGCACAGGGUGAUGUCGGUGAUGAUAUGAUGAACAGAACAUGAGCCUAUGUAAACUGCAAGGAUCGAGAAAGAGCGAGAUAGAUAGAUAGAGAGAGAGAGAGAGAGAGAGAGAGUUCUCGGAACUUUAACUUGUGUACGAUUCGUAGGCUGCGUCAUUUCAAUGUUAUGUACUGCGAAAAGUGAUACUCCGUCAUUCACGAAUCGUAACGGCAUUGCAAUUACUAUCGAGUUUAGAAUUCUUCUCCUUUCCUCUUUCUUGCCAAAUGCGGAUGGUAUGUUCCAUAAAUGUAUAACACAAUCGUACAUUCAACGCAGCAUAUAUAUUUAAAUAUGCGCACUCCAUAUGUUGCACAAUUUCAUUACAUGUUUGAAGAUAUUUUUAACAAUAAUUCAAAUAAAAUGGUUAGUACAAUCACACAUUGGAACUUGGAGAAUGAUUCAAAUUUAAAAACUUCAGGGAAUGCCCACUUAUCAUCUCUAGUUGAUGUAACACAUGAUAUAAGUCAUGAUGAAGUAGAUAAUAUUGAUUACCAUUUUGAAGCAGUAAGACUUCAGAGUUUUGAAAAUUGGCCCAUAACAUACAUUGAACCUGAAAAGCUUGCGGCUGCAGGAUUCUAUUAUACGGGUGAAAGUGACAGAGUAAAAUGUUUCGAAUGUCAAGUUGAGAUAUGUAAAUGGGUAGAAGGUGAUAUACCCAUGGUCGAUCAUCAGAGAUGGUCUGCAAGGUGUAGAUUUAUUCGUAAACUGAACUGUGGUAAUGUACCCAUUGGAGUAGAUCCCAGUACGGUGGUACGACCAAGACCAAGAAGUAGGGAUGUAUGUGGUCCUUAUGGUUUAGAAUAUCGACCUACAUCUGGUCCCGAUGACCAUAAUUUUUCAAUGGAAUUACAACUAGCAAACACAGCUAAACUUGGCUGUUUAGGUCUAGGAAGGACUAAGGAACCAGUACAUCCAGAAUAUGCUAGUUAUGAUGCUAGGUUACACACAUUUGUAACAUGGCCUAAAUCUAUGCCACAAACAAAAGAACAAUUAGCCGAUGCAGGCUUUUUUUAUACUGGGAAAGGUGACCAAACCUUGUGUUAUCACUGUGGAGGUGGUUUGAAAGAUUGGGAACCAGAAGAUGAUCCUUGGGAGCAACAUGCAAAAUUGUUUUCUAAAUGCUGUUAUAUAUUAAUCGUGCAAGGGCAAGAUUAUGUAAAUAAAAUAACAGGCCAGCAUAUAUCUCCACCUUCUAAAGAAGAAACAAUACAGAUGAAUCUGCCCAGUUUUAUUCAGAAAGUACAACCUACAAGUGUAGAAGUAAAAAGGAAGGAAGAGACAAAAAGUAAUCCAGGAUCAAGUUCUCAAAAUAGUGAUAUUUGGGGUAUUGUAAGCAAUACAGAACCCAUAAAAAGAAGUUUGGAAUCCAAGUCAGCAGAAAAUCCAUCAGAUAUAAAAAUACAAAAUACCAAACCUACCGAUGAUGCAAGAAUGUGCAAAAUCUGUUAUAACGGAGAAUUAGGAGUGGUAUUUUUACCAUGUGGACAUAUAGUUGCCUGUGUAAAAUGUGCUCCUGGCAUGAUGAUUUGUGCAGUAUGCAGAGGACCUGUUACAAUGACUGUACGAGCCUUCAUCCCAUAGUAUUCAAUUGAAUGUAUAGGGUGUAUAAAAAGUAAGUGUAAAAACCACCAUAGCAUGAUUCUCUCUGUAUCAGUGAAAAUUUGUAAAAAGAAGUUCGUACAAAAAUGACUAUGACCUUGAAUUUUAAGGUCAGACAUUUUUUUAUUACUUUAUAUUCUACUCAUCACAAAGAUAAAAAUCUUUAAUCCUUUGCGGACUACCGCCGCAUAUAUGCGUUUGGCGAAAACAACUGAUAGAGGCGAAAGACUCAUAUAUGCGUAUAUAUAAAAGAUUCAUGUGUGUAUCAUUUUAUUUAUCUUGUGGAAGUUCUAUGCAUGUACAUAUGGCUAGAAUUUGACAUCUUGGAGUGCUAUGAACGAAAAUUGCGUCUAAGCAGAAAUGCGCGCUAGCAAUUUUAAAUGACUAUCGCGACAGCAGCUCGGCCCUGUCCGCAAAGGGUUAAGGAACAAUGGAUCGCAACUCAAUCGUUCUCUUGGAAGAAAAUAUUAAAAUUCCAUUAAUUUUUUAAUUUACUUUAUUUAUAAUGUGCUUACAUUCUGCGAUCAGAUGCAGGUAAAAUAGCAUCUAUCGUUGCGCAUAAAUAAUCCAUAUCCACAAUUAUAUAUCCUAUAUUUGUUCUUCCUUCCUUCCUUUCUUUCUUUCUUCCUUCUUUCUUUCUUCUUUUUUUUCUAUUUAAACCGCCCCGAACUCAUAUUUCUACAUUUCGACCAAGUUUCUCCUCGAGAUUACGUAUUGACUUUGUAUGAUAAAAACCACAUUAAAUCGGAUUUUUUAAUUGUUCAGCGGAGGUAAUUUGUUUACUGGAACUAUAAACAUUUUCGUUUCCUACUGUUUCAACUAUUGCAUGUAGAUUUCUGUGAAUAUAGAUUCUGGCAUUUUGUUCAUUGAGGAUGAUAUUACGUGAGAAACAGCUUUCAUUUGUAAAUAACAUAUGUUUCAAAAGCGUAAAUCACGUUACGACUUAUGUAGCAUCUAACGGGAAAAAUUUCGUCAAGUGGCAUAAUUAUUUGGAAUUACUUGAAUGCAGUGAAUUUUGUAAGGUUGAAGCCCUUCUUAUUAUAUUCAUUGCAAUAUCAUAUGAUUAAUUCCUUUUCGACGAGCUAUUUUGUGUAAAUUUAUUAGUGGAUAAAUACGAGCAGAAGCUAUCCAUUUUAUGGUUCCAAGUUUUGGUGCAGCUAAACUUAAUAAUUUUUCAAGAAAUGAUCCUAUGAGAGUUCUAGUUGCACUAACUAUAACGACAUCAUUUAGUUUUAUUUUAGAACUAUUAGAUUGUCCGAAAAGUUUCUUUCG
This is a messenger RNA of Bombus terrestris (buff-tailed bumblebee), 4411 nucleotides long. RefSeq names its product baculoviral IAP repeat-containing protein 2. NCBI's taxonomy places the organism in Eukaryota, Metazoa, Arthropoda, Insecta, Hymenoptera, Apidae. The record is from RefSeq and is a predicted model, not a curated record. The coding region runs from base 1787 to 3121 and encodes 444 amino acids. Gene Ontology annotation, biological process: negative regulation of apoptotic process; regulation of cell cycle; positive regulation of protein ubiquitination. Gene Ontology annotation, cellular component: nucleus; cytoplasm. The transcript is spliced from 3 exons. Gene Ontology annotation, molecular function: ubiquitin protein ligase activity; cysteine-type endopeptidase inhibitor activity involved in apoptotic process.